GACGUGUGUUAUGGGUUCAGGGAAAGGCGCUAGGGUCCUCACACCAGGAUUCAUUCAUCUGCAGGCCUGGUGCUUUGUGGAGCAUAGGGCAAGAAGAGCUUUGUUAGAGCCUGGGAUUGAAUUGGGCACCUUGAGAUGUACAGCUUCCCACUCUCCUGGUUGAGCUAUUUAAGCAGCCUCUCCGUGCCUGCCCCUGCUCUGGGCCUGGGGACUGGAGGGAGCUGCACACACAGCUGUAGAAUGGGGGUACGUGGAGCCUAGGGUGCAGGAUGGGGACGAUCUAAGCUGCCCCUCCUAGCUCCCAAAAGGGCAGGUGAGACCCCGCCUCUAGACAGAGACUUUUGAGUGCUAGGUGGGUGACAGAAGCACAAGAGUUUAGCAUCUAGGAGAGUGACAGGCACUAAAUAGGUCAUUUCACUACUGAAGAUUUAAUUAAUGGAGCUAAGUGAUCUGAGAGAAAAGUUUAGGGAGGAACAAGGUGGUGAUUCUUGUGGGUCAGGGAAGGCUUCCCAGAGGAGGUGGUGCCUGUGCUGAGAUGAGAUGGAAUGAGAAGGGUAACUGUAAAGACUGGUUUCAACCUAAGAACAGCAUGCAGCUGAUACAGGGUUUAACCAGGGGAAGAGUGUGACCAGAUCUCCAAUCUAGAAAAGAGCCCCCUCUCUGCAGGGCAGAGUGUAGCCUGGGGUGGAGAGUGAGGGGCAGGAAGUGUGGGGAAACCAGGGAGGCCAGUGCAGUGUCCAGGGGAGAGAGGAUGCUAGCUAAAACAAGCAGUAAUUAGGAGAAAGAAGUGGAUAAAGGGUCAUUUGGGAUGUGAAAUAAGGCUUAGCCAUGGGUAGAGCCCAGCAUGCCUAUGAGCCACCAGAUGGACAGCUACGGUGCCCCUCUUGAGAGAGGGAAGACAGCAUCCGAGACAUGGAAGACAGAAGUUUCAGCAUCACCUUGGCCGAGGACUGAGCCUCGGUGUUUGAGGUUUUAGGAAGAAGGCAAAGGCAGCAAAAGAGAGGCAGGAGUUGGGAGAAGGACAAAUGGCAGACAUGACUGAUGCUGUUGGAAGGCCAUCAACAAUGAGAACAGAGACCUGGUCAAUGUGACAGCCUCAGGGCUUUGGGACCUGAGGUUAGAGUUGGGGUCAGGGUAGGCAGAGCUCGGGGCUCAGGCUGGACAGUGGCCAGAGAGGAGGGAUUUGUCCCUCUGUUCAGACAGAGGGCCCAGGAGCAGCAUGGAGAGCCAGGCAAGGGGCAUCUCCCCCUUCCCAAGCUGCCUAGGACCAGAGCUGAAGGUGAAAGUGAAAGAGAAGAUGCAGAAAAAAGGGGCCGGCAUGCUCUGAGGGAAGGUGAAAGCAAAAGGAGGAAGCUCAGUAGUGCAGCCAGAGAGAGGUCUAGGCUUCGGCCUUCCUCCCUCCGUGUUGAUCCCACUCCUCUGACCCCCUGCCCACCUGGAGAUGCAGAAGACAGCGCUAGAACCCCAAAAGGGCUUCUCCUUCGAAAACUGCGAGAGAAACGCAGCCUUGGAACGCUCCCUCCCGGGGCUCCGUGUCCCUCAUGCACGCAAGACCGGAACCACCAUCGCAGGCCUUGUGUUCCGAGACGGGGUCAUCCUGGGCGCGGAUACGCGGGCCACUAACGAUUCGAUCGUGGCGUACCAGAGCUGCGAAAAGAUCCACUUCAUCGCCCCUAAAAUCUACUGCUGUGGGGCUGGAGUAGCCGUGGACGCUGAGAUGACCACGCGGAUGGCGGCGUCCAACAUGGAGCUACACGCGCUGUCCACAGGCCGCGAGCCCCGCGUGGCCACCGUCACCCGCGCGUUGCGCCAGACGCUCUUCCGGUACCGGGGCUUCGUGGGCGCCUCGCUGAUUGUGGGCGGUGUAGACUUCACCGGACCGCAGCUCUACAGCGUGCACCCCCACGGCUCCUACAGCCGUCUGCCCUUCACGGCCCUGGGCUCCGGCCAGGAUGCGGCCCUGGCAGUGCUGGAGGACCGGUUCCAGCCGAACAUGACGGUCCAGACAGUACCGCUUUGCCCCUGGGACCACAGCUGUCCUGUCAGAGACAGUGAUGCCACUGACCCUGGAGCUGCUGGAGGAAACUGUGCAGGACAUGGAUGUGGAGUGAAAGCAUGGCAGGGAGCUGAACCUCCACAGCUGCCUGGCCUCAGUCCUGGGACUUUGGCUCAAGGAUGAAGAGAACCAUAAAGCCAGGCCCAGUUCUCAACCUCAUGCCUGCCACAAUGUUGCUGCUCAGCCUGCUCCUUACCCUGGUCCUCCUUGGCUCCUCCUGGGGUGAGUGGGCCUGGCCCAGCCCUGACUGAACAGCCUUAGGGCAACCCAGCUCCCAGCACCAGCCCAGGCUUCCUGCUCAGGGGCUCAGGGAAGGGGCCAGGCUGGCUAGAAGGGAAGCAGGUGGACAGAGUGGGCAAAGGAAAAAGGAUGUGGCAAGGCUGGGAGGAUGCAAGAGGGGGUCAGGGGCCAGUCUCACAAAUGGGACAGGAGCUUGGGCUGGGCCCAAGAGCCGGGGAGGGUUUAGGAAGCUGAGAAGCAAAGGUUGAACGUGUAGUUUAGGAAGAGCCUUCUGGCUGCAUGUGGGGUAUGGACCGUUGAGGUCUGGAGGGAGUGAAGAGGCUAGGAAGGAGACAGGAAUAUUCCUGGGGACAGGGAGAAAAAUGGCCUGGGAUCGGGGGUGGGGUGGAGUUGGGGAAUGGUGGGGAGUAGGUUGGAG
Messenger RNA from Balaenoptera acutorostrata (minke whale), 2714 nucleotides. RefSeq names its product proteasome 20S subunit beta 10 (gene PSMB10). Bases 1442 to 2179 code for a protein of 245 amino acids. The record is from RefSeq and is a predicted model, not a curated record. Gene Ontology annotation, molecular function: threonine-type endopeptidase activity. Gene Ontology annotation, cellular component: proteasome core complex. The transcript is spliced from 8 exons. Lineage: Eukaryota; Metazoa; Chordata; Mammalia; Artiodactyla; Balaenopteridae.